This is a messenger RNA of Salvia miltiorrhiza (redroot sage), 1968 nucleotides long. RefSeq names its product SWR1-complex protein 4. Gene Ontology annotation, biological process: negative regulation of transcription by RNA polymerase II; chromatin remodeling; DNA repair. Gene Ontology annotation, molecular function: transcription corepressor activity. The coding region runs from base 258 to 1649 and encodes 463 amino acids. Lineage: Eukaryota; Viridiplantae; Streptophyta; Magnoliopsida; Lamiales; Lamiaceae. The transcript has 16 exons. The record is from RefSeq and is a predicted model, not a curated record. Gene Ontology annotation, cellular component: Swr1 complex; nucleus; NuA4 histone acetyltransferase complex.
CCAAAUCGAAAUUAAAUCCGUUUGAUCCCCUCCCAACCUUCGCGCUCGAAAAACCCUAAUUCCCCUUAUUCGAAGCCCUAAUUUUAUCGUAAUUUCAGAUAAUUGGACCUCGAAUCACCCUUUGUUGCCCAAUUUAUCCAUUCAUAUACUACUACGUCACGGAUUUCGAUCAUUAAUAAUCUAAUUGCGGGUGGUAUCCAUUUUGUUGUAAGAAUCUCAUAUCGUUUUUUUGGGGGGAAAGAACCGUAGUUCUACAGAUGGACGCGAAGGAUAUAUUAGGAUUGCCGAAGAAUGCACCGAGUAUGCAGGAGAAGAAGUCGAAGCCUCCUAAAGAAUCUCAGAGGAAACCUGAUGGCAUUUCGCGCGAGGUUUAUGCCCUUACAGGGGGGUUGGCACCUCUGAUGCCCGCCAUUGAUGUUAAUCACUUGAAGCGAAAAGUGCAAUCCGAAAAUGAGAAGAUUACUUGGCAAUGGCUCCCAUUUUCAAAUUCUGCCCGGAAAGACAAUUUGCAGCUUUACCAUUGGGUUCGAGUGGUAAAUAGUGUUCCGCCAACUGGCGAUUAUUCAUUUGCCAAGUAUAACAAAUCUGUUGAUGUGAUCAAGUAUACUGACGAGGAGUAUGAGAAGCAUUUGACUGAUCAUGCAUGGACAAAGGAAGAGACAGAUCAAUUGUUUGAUCUAUGUGAGCGGUUUGAUCUCCGCUUUGUCGUGAUAGCUGAUAGGUUUCCAUCGUCGAAAACCGUUGAGGAACUUAAAGAUCGUUAUUAUAGUGUAUCUCGUGCCAUCCUGACUGCUAGGGCCCCAUCUCCUGGUGAUGUCUCAGGACAUCCACUUGUUAAGAAAUAUGACUCAUUCUCCUCACCAUCUGAACGUUGUCCAAUGAUGAAGGAACCUUACAAUGCUUCUCAAGACACUGACCGCAAGCGUGCAUUGAAUUUACUGCUAUCUCAUACGAAGCAGCAAGAGCGAAAGGAUGUUGAGGUUGUUGCUCAUGCCAAAAGAAUAACUGAGGCUCGGAAAGCUAUAAAGGCUUCUCAGGAGCCACCAGUGCCUACCUUAUCAGAGAGUGGACUAGUUAAUGCUGACAAGGCUGGCAUGACUGCUGACACCGCGGCUCCUUCCACAAACUCUCAGUUUCCUUCCACAAAUCCUGUAUCGGAAACUGCUGCAGCUGUGGCUUCUCUUCGCAUGCUACGUGUAUAUCUGCGAACAUAUGCACUUGAUCAAAUGGUGCAAGCUGUAAGUUCGUCAGCAGGACUUCGGACCAUCAAGCGGGUGGAGCAGACCUUACAAGAUCUUGGGGUGAAUUUGAAACCAAAGGUUCCCACAAAGGCUGUGUGUUCUGAGCAUCUUGAACUAAGAAAGGAGAUAUUGACUCUAUUAAAUCUUCAGAAACAGUUGCAAUACAAGGAGGCAGAGGGUCCAUCAUUUCGUGACGGUUCAUAUACUGAAACUCCUGGUACACCUCCCAAGCAAUCACAGCGAGCUGCAGAUCUUGAUCGAACAUUCACACCUGAAUCAUUGCAGAUUGGUGGGGAAAGAUUCGUCAAAAAGGAACAGAAACGCAAGGGACCCGGAAGAUCAUCGGAUGCUCCAUCUUCGCCUGCUCAGUCCAAACGGCCACGAAAGUAUAAUGCUUCAGAUUCGUAAAAUAUAUACACAUGAAUAUAUAUACAUAUAUAUAGGCCCUGAAGCAUUUUCCAUUAAUGGCUUAUUUGCCGCCAAAUUUGCAGACAACACUAGUAGACUUCCUCAGAGGAGAUAUAUGUAUGAGCUUUUGAUAGUUGGUAAGAAGAGGAGAUACCAUACUUUGCAGAUGGGGGGCAAGAUGAUGUCAACUAUUUUUGGUUUGAGAAUGUUUUUCUAACUGUGCCACUAAUUGACCUAAGUUAUUAACAAUGUAAAUAUUACUCAUCCAUUUGUACACCCCAUUUGCUCAAAGAUAAUUUGCUUGUAUGCUUCUUGUUUA